CAAAACUAUUUAACAGCUGUGAAGCUCACAAGCUGAGGGUGCAAGUGUUGUCAUAUAGGAGUUUCCGCGUGGUGUUUAAGCCUGUAACUCGCACCCACUUUACAGCUAAGCACACAGCUGCGGCAGCCUGCAAGUUUGUGUGUCCCGAGAACAUCGAGCCAGCGCGGCUUUCUCCGGUACUGCGAACAAGCUGGAUUCCCGGAGCUCUUCACCAUGUCUGGCGGGUUUUAGAUACUCCAUGGAGCAAGCAAACCUCUACGAGGUCGCCCCACGGCCACUGAUGACCAGCCUUGUACAAAGCCAGCAAAACGCCUAUAUCUACAAAGAAACUGCCACCGCUGGAGACUUGAGCGAAAUCUGCGAGAACGAAAACUCCAUUGACAUCAGCGCGUACAUUGACCCCUCUGCAUUCAACGACGAGUUCCUGGCUGAUCUUUUCCAUAACAGCUCCAAACAAGACAAACUCAAGCUGGCGAGCGGAGACUACGAUUACCCCCACGGCGCCAAUGGCACACCGGGCCCGGGGGCCCAGCAGAUGUACGGCUGCCCGACCAACUACAUGGAUUCCUCCAAACUGGAACCGAUCUACAACAAUCAUGCACGAAUGAGACCCGUAGCCAUCAAGCAAGAGCCUCGGGAGGAAGACGAGCUUGGCCACUCGAUGCCACCCACAUACCACCACUCUCAGCACCACCCGCCGCAUCUGUCUUAUCUUCAGCAUCAGAUUGCGCACUGUGCGCAAACCACUAUGCACCUCCAACCGGGGCAUCCUACACCUCCUCCGACCCCCGUACCCAGCCCGCAGCACCAACACAACCACCUGCCGGGGGGCUCCAUGAAAAUGAACGAUCGGGGGAAAUCAAAGAAGCAGAUCGACAAGAACAGCACCGAGUAUCGGCUGAGGAGGGAGCGCAACAACGUCGCCGUGCGCAAGAGCCGGGACAAGGCGAAAAUGCGCAAUGUGGAGACGCAACAAAAAGUGAUCGAGUUGUCGUCGGAUAACGAAAGACUGCGCAAGAGGGUGGAACAUCUCACACGAGAACUGGAGACGUUACGGGGCAUCUUUAGGCAGCUUCCCGACGGGUCGUUUGUCAAAGCCAUGGGCAACUGCGCCUAAACGGGACCGGGAGCGGAGUGUGCUGGCCAUUUGAAGUUUGCGUGAUUUUUACGUCUGCUGGAUAAACGCUGACAGAUUCUUAAACUGCUUCCAUAGGAGCCUGGCAGCUGCGGUAUACAUGUGCCUUUUGUACAAAAACGAUAAGCUCAUCUCAUCACACAUCUGAACUAUGGACUGAAUGGUUGUUGUAGGUGUAGUCCUGUAAAGAAUGUGUGUUAGCCACGCGAAACAUAUCAGUGCAGCUAAUGGGCAUGAUUUCACCGUAUCAAUCUACUUUAAUGUUGAGUUAUCAGCUUUCAAUAUUCCUCAUUUUUUGCGCCUUGCCCCUUGGGUUACAUAUGAACUGAACUAUACUACAGUUCUUGAAGUGAUACAACUUUUGUGCCAUUCCAUCCAGGCUGUAUUUCCACCUCACCUGUUGCAGCAUUACAUUCACUGUAUGAUAUUGUUGAUGUAAUACUUUUUCAAAGAGGGUGGGGUGUAGUUGUUUCAUGGACGUCAGUAGACAAAAUGCCAAAGCAUAGGACUGGAACACAUUGGUUUUUACUGUGGUACUAGGCUAUUUGUCAUUCAUAAACCAGACUGUAUGCACUAUUGGCUAUGUUGUCAAAAUGCCACCUGUUGAAGCACAUUGUGAACAUUUUGCCAUGAUUUGGGUACUGAUCUGUAAAAUGCCUGUCAGUAUACGCUUUUUAGAGUAAAUGCUUUGUAUUUAUGCAAUAUAAUUGAUAAAAAAUAUGAAAGGGUGCAUAUCUCUAUGCAAUGUCUGUUGCUGUUAUUAGAAAGAUUCCAGUGUGCUUUCUCACUGAUUUUGCAGUGAACUGAAUUUGCUCUGUAAGUGUGCGUGCAUUUCAUGUGAACUGUUUCUUUCUUUUUUUCUUUUUUGUACAAGAACACUCGAGCAGAGACUGGUUUCAGUGCCUUUUGAUUUUUCCUGUCUUUAUUGCCAUCACUGACUGAACCCUUGGAGAAAAAUAGCCAAUACAGCAAGGAAAAGGAAGCACUUUUUUACAAACGGCAUAUUGCAUAUUGUUAUACAAAUGUUUAAAUACGUUUCAGUUUUAAAAUGAACAAUAUAUAUAUAUAUAUAUAUAUAUAUAUAUAUAUAUAUAUAUAUAUAUAUAUAUAUAUAAAUAUAAAUAUAUGCCAAAAAUUAUGAAUUAAAAAGAUUGUUUUACUUAUGUCUCAUUGCUAUAUCUUUUUGACUCAUGAGCAGCUUUUGAUGUCCUACUAAAUACUAGCUAUUAUUGGUGAUUUAAAUUAAUAGUCUAUGUAAUAAUCUGUCCGAUAUUUUUUAAUUCACCUUAGUGCAUUUGUAUGUUGCACUCCUUCUGAGUAAGCUAGUUAUCAUUUCUUCAUAAUGUAUUUUUUUUUUGCAUUUUUAUGUAUUUUUUGCGCUCUAAAUUUGUUUGUCGUUUGACUGAAUCCAACAUGCACAGACAGCAUGUGUGUAGUCAUUGUCAUUAGAAGAUAUGAGUGUGAAAAACAAAACAAAACAAAAUCUGGAAUCCAGAACUGACUGGAAUACAACUGGUAAUAAGAAAAAUGUUUAUAGGUUAAAUGAUAACCUUUCUAUACGUUUUUUAUAUGGAUCCAAGAGGUUUCCUUAAGGGUCCAUUAAACUGCAAGGUUUUCCAGCUGCACAAUUAGCAUUUAAGUGUCACUGAAUCACUUGACAAUCAUUCACAGCGCUAAAUAUUUGCAGUGAGUUGUUGCACUUUCAAUAGGUUUCACAUUUAAACACACUGUCAAAAAAAGAAUAGGGUUUGUCACUGAAGUCACUGAUAAGGACUAACUCCCCAUCUAUUGGUGAGUAUCUCUCAUUGAUUAAUGCCUCUACUCUCAAAUUUGAAUUGAUCAAUUUAUCUGUGAAUGAGAUAGAAGAGAUGAAGAUAUCAGAAGCACUCUGAGUACACUUUUCAGGAUAGAGAGAGAAAGGUUUAAAAAAGAGAGACUCUGACCUGUGGAGACGUGUUAAACGACAUUGUUGUAAAUUGCCAUGUUUUUACAUAAUCAGCUCCUGUAUAAUUGAAUCAAUAAAUCAUCCCCCUUUCCAAAUCUCUGUUGCAGAGAGAAUCUGCCCUGGCCAGGUUCAAGCACAGCAGUUAGGCCAACUCUUUCUUUCAUGCCAGCUCUGUACUGUGGCCAGCUCUUUUUUCUCAUUCAGUUUAACCUGUGAAUGAUAUGCUUUGUCUUGCUGUGCUACUCUCAUAGGUCAGAGAUAAGUUUUUCUAAGACUUGACUCCAACAUGCUGGAGUGUGCCAAGCUGCAGCCAUAGACAAAUCAACACCCUUUAAAUUCACCUAAUAUUAUUCAGUAAAGAGCAUGGGACUUGGAUGGGGAAGGUCUUGAUACUUGUGCUAAAGUUUCUGAUACUCCGUAAACAUUUAUGGCAGAAUAGCAUGACCUGACCAAAGUCUGAGUUACAAGUUAUUAGUAGCAGAUUUGUAAUAAUUUAAUAUAUGUUAAGGAAUAUUCGGGGUUCAAUACAAGUUAAGCUCAAUCGACAACAUUUGUGGCAAAAUAUUGAUUACCGCAAAAAAACAUUUCGUCUAGUACCUCCUUUAAAAAAAGCUAAAAUUGAAGUUACAGUGAGGCACUUACAAUGGAAGUGAAUGGGGACAAUGAAAGUGAAUGUGGCCAGUUGUUGGAGGGUUUAAAUACAGAAAUGUGAAGCUUAUAAUUUUAUAAAAGCACUUACAUUAAUCCUUCUGUUAAAACUGUAUUACUUAAGAUGUAAAGUUGUUUAAAUCUAAGGGGGCGGGGGUUGGAGGCUGUCCUUGUCUGCAUAUGGCUGGCCCCUUCUGGAUAUCGCGGAGCCGUUUUGUGGCCCGUUCUGCAUAACGUGGCAGCCCAUUCGGCCCAGGCCAAUUUAAUACAAUAAAUAAAUAAAUAAAUAAAUAAACAUUUAACAAUGAA
Molecule: messenger RNA, 4037 nt
Organism: Myxocyprinus asiaticus (Chinese sucker)
Lineage: Eukaryota; Metazoa; Chordata; Actinopteri; Cypriniformes; Catostomidae
Product: CCAAT/enhancer-binding protein alpha-like
Exons: 1
Coding region: 239-1117 (292 amino acids)
Biological process (GO): DNA-templated transcription; myeloid cell differentiation; regulation of transcription by RNA polymerase II
Molecular function (GO): DNA-binding transcription factor activity, RNA polymerase II-specific; RNA polymerase II cis-regulatory region sequence-specific DNA binding
Source: RefSeq, a predicted model, not a curated record